CUGAUCUGCGCAUGCGCUGUUAGUAUGGUAGGCUGAUCUGCACAUGCGUUGUUUCUCGGAAGCGUAGCUAGAGGGACCGCUGGUACAAUGGACGCUGGACGUGGGGGUGUGCCAGGUUAUCGAUUCCCCUUCCCACGAAUGAACAAUCCAGGAAAUUUGCCAAACAGUAAUAUGGCUUUCUCAGGACCGAUGAGGCCUCCUAAUUUUCCAACCUAUAACAGAUCGUCUUUCCAAAAUCACGUUUACUUUGCCGAUAAUCCUGAAUUGCAGGGUAGUUCCUUUUGGGUGGGGCCAUUCGAUCACAGGGAGUCUGCGAUGAACAAACAACAAACAAUUCCGAAAAAGAAUAAAAAAGCAAAACAGCAGGCUGCUGCACCACCUCAAGAGGCUCCACCUGCUGAGGAGACGAAAGCCUUCCGAAAAAAAGGCAGAAAGAGAAAUAAAAAACUGAAACUGAAACUGUUAUCUAAAAAAUACGGUAUAGGAGCUAAACUUCCACAAUUAGUAGGAAAUCAACCGCAAAAUCCUGGAGUAGGUGCAGCUAAAAAUCCACAGACGCCAAUACCAAAAGUAGGCAGUCAGCCGCAAAAUCCUGGAGGUGCAGCUAAAAAUCCACAGACUCCAAUACCAACAGUAGGCAGUCAGCCGCAAAAUCCUGGAGGUGCAGCUAUAAAUCCAAAGCAGCCAAUACCAACAGUAGGCAGUCAACCCCAAAAUCCUGGAGUUGCAGCUAUAAAUCCACAGCAGACAACCCGACCAAGUGUCAAUCAGCCCGCAAAUGCCGAAAAUAAGCAUCAGGAACAGACUGGAACCCAGAACGGGGACCUGAAGAGACCAAGGGAAACUGAGAAGACUACAGAUGCUGAUGUGCCUACUCCACCGGACAAGAAGGAGAAGACAGAGAAGAUGGACCCACCUGCACAUCGACCUAAUUUUGAAUGGAGAGGUGACACCAGUACAAUGUUCUCAUGUAACUUGUGUCAGUAUUUUACCCACGACGAGCAGGAAAUCCGGAAACAUUUGCUUUCUUAUCAGCACAAAGAGAUCUUAAAACAUCUGUCUAUCUUCUUCCCGAAAGAUCGAGUGGACUUCAUUCAUGAAUACCUUGUAUUUAGGACAAAGCAAAUCUCCAUGGAAAAGAAGAUGAAAAACUUACAGCCCAUCAAUGACACCUUCAAAGGAAUAGGUCCUGAACAUUUCGUCCAUCGUAUCCAAGCUGCUUACUGCCAGAUAUGUGAUUUAGUCAUCCCAGAUGUCCCACACAAUGUAAUUACGCACAUAAGGUCAGAUGCUCACUCACGAAAACGCAAGGCUACGAUCAAGGACACGAAAAUCAGCAGCAUCAUGGCAGCAAAAGACCUUUUAGUGGAUAAAGAUGUAGUUCGAAGGCUGAAACUAUACAACAUUGGACAGAAUCCCUUUAAGGACACAGUAAUCUCUUUCCCGCCGGACACACCAGGCCAUUCUAAGCAGGUGAGCAGCUCUGAUGAUGUCCUGGUCGCUGAGGAAGAUGAUGAAGAUAAAAAUGUUGAUGGUUCGAAUGAUGAAGAUGCUACUGCUGAUGGCGGAGCUAGUCAAGAGUUUCCUGAUCAACACAAAGAACAUCCUGGUAAUGACAUCAAAGACUCUGAUAGUAAGGUGGUUACUCCCGUUGUGCCAGAGACUAUGGGACCUGGUACUACAUCUAUACCUAAAACUGAGCAGACAGUAAAAGAGGAGGAAAUGGAGGAAGAGGAGGAAGAAGAGGAGGCGGAGGCUGCAGAGGCCCCAUGAUGUUGCUCACCUUUUAAUGUGAAGAAUUAUUUUACUUUUAUUUUACCACCUUUUAUUUUACCACCAUCAUCUGACGGAAGAAAUGCCCCUAUGUCUAAGUAUGAGCCUCUCAGCCAUGGACUCUGACAAGAUGGCCGCCAUUUAGCAGAGAUAACAAAUAUGCUGCCCACCCUUGUGGCUACUGCCGAAAUAUUGGAUUACAUGCUGGCUAUUCGUAUAGCCUAUGUAAUGCAUGGGCACACCAGAUCUGCCACUGUGAAAGACGCUCAUACAUAGUAGUUCUCUAUUUUGGUGCAUAGAAGGGGAGACCUGAGCCUGACUGACCCCCACCAUUAUAGUGUUCAGAUGUUCUAUGAUCUCGCCUGUUGUGUCAACCAUUCCUUGUGUUCAGUUCAGAUUUAAAAGACAGUUUCAGUAGUCCUGAAGAGAACAUGUCCAGAUCGUAAGACUGGCUACUAAGGGUGCAUUCACACACAGCAGAUUUUGAUGCAGAAAUGUCCUGAGAUUUUCCCAGUCACCUAGCAUUGCUAGUGAUUAGCAAAAAUUUGUGUACUUGUUUCUAUAACAACCUUAUUAAAGGGGUACUUCAGUGGAAAACUUUUUAUUUUAUUUUUUUAAAUCAACUAGUGCCAG
This is a messenger RNA of Hyla sarda, 2406 nucleotides long. RefSeq names its product A-kinase anchor protein 8-like. Lineage: Eukaryota; Metazoa; Chordata; Amphibia; Anura; Hylidae. The record is from RefSeq and is a predicted model, not a curated record. Bases 88 to 1773 code for a protein of 561 amino acids. The transcript is spliced from 18 exons. Gene Ontology annotation, molecular function: protein kinase A regulatory subunit binding; DNA binding. Gene Ontology annotation, cellular component: nucleus; nuclear matrix.